This is a messenger RNA of Mercenaria mercenaria, 3046 nucleotides long. RefSeq names its product N-acetylneuraminate lyase-like. The coding region runs from base 190 to 1203 and encodes 337 amino acids. Gene Ontology annotation, biological process: N-acetylneuraminate catabolic process. The record is from RefSeq and is a predicted model, not a curated record. Gene Ontology annotation, molecular function: N-acetylneuraminate lyase activity; 4-hydroxy-tetrahydrodipicolinate synthase activity. Lineage: Eukaryota; Metazoa; Mollusca; Bivalvia; Venerida; Veneridae. The transcript is spliced from 12 exons.
GGAGUAGAAGAUCAGCCAAUAACAAACAAACGAUUAUAUAGUGUUAUUGUCGUAGUAGAUUCAAAACAGUGAAUGAUUAUCUUGUAUGUAUACACGUCAAGUAUAAAGUAUAAUAUGCUGACUGCCAAACUGAACUAGUGUGUUUACUUUUUCCGCCGUAAAUUCGCCAGACUGGUGUAAAGACGUAAAAUGUUAGGGACUUUGACAAGGACUUUCUGUGCCAGAUCCAUUCGAUCCCUGCAAAAAUGCCAAAUGUCCACACAAAGCAAGUUAGAGGGGAUGGCUGUUGCACCAUUUACGCCAUUCAGCAACAACGGUGAAGUGGAUUAUACAAAUUUUGAAAGAUGCGUUCAGUAUUUCGAAAAGUCACAUUUUAAUGGAAUGUUCGUAAAUGGUACACUGGCAGAAGGAAUGAGCCUGUCCUGCAAAGAGAGAAUGAAAGUAGCCGAAAAAUGGAAGGAGGUUUCUGACAGACUUUACAUUAUCCUUCACAUUGGAACGGGGAACCUGAAAGAAAGCCAGGAGCUGGCAAAGCAUGCCGAAGCUAUUGGAAUAGAUGCCAUAGCCGCACUACCGCCAACCUACCACAAACCUACUACUGAAGAACAGCUGGUCGAGUAUUUAGAGCAAGUGGCAGCAGCUGCCCCGAAUACACCAUUCCUAUAUUAUGAAUACAGUGCGACAACCGGUGUAUACUUGAAAAUUCCGCGAUUUCUUCAACUGGCCCAGAACAGAAUACCUACAUUAUAUGGACUUAAACACACUACCCCAGACCUUAGCUCAGCAUUAAACUGUACCAAAGCAUGUAACCGGAAGUACAAGAUAUUUUAUGGCACCGAAACGCAAUAUUUACCAACACUUUGCCUUGGUAUACCAGAUGUUAUAACAUCGCCUUAUAUGGGAAAAUGCUUCUACAACAUCAAAGCUGAGUUUGAAAAGGGUGAAAUGAAACAUGCCCAACAGUUACAGAACAGAGCUCAGGAGCUUAUCAACAUACAAGUAAAACAUGGUGGCGGCAUACCCAGUGCCAAGGCAUUGUUUGAAAUAGUCUCUGGUAUCACUAUGGGAUUACCUAGAUCGCCGUUGCCUUGUUUAUCUCACCAAGUUAAAGACAAUAUGAAGAAAGAUUUAAUAGAGGAAGGGUUCUUAGCCAGCAGAAGUUUCACUGAGGAAGAUUACGAUAGUAUUUUGCUAACUUACUGAUAUUUACCGUCGCAAGUAGAAAGUUACCUUUCCUUGUGAAAGAAAACGAUACAAGUCCAAACAGAUUUCAGUUUUAUAUUGAGAAUGAAAUAUAUUUCUUUCUCUGCGAAAUAGCUAUAUGUGCUGUGUGUUUGUAAAACCUUGAUUACAUGUUUGUCGUAUCUACAGGAAAGUAUGUGUGUUACGUGUCCAGUCUAUAUAUUGAGGGUCAUAGUCAUGCAUUUAUGUGUGACUGGUUGCGAAUGCGUCGAGUUGCAAAAUGAGUGAAAUUUCAGUUAAAAACGUGUGUUUGAUUUAGAAAACAACUGAACAGAUACUUGUGAACGACUAUGAAUUUAUUUUAAUCAGUAAAACGGUAUAUACAUUUAAUUCAACUCUCAGAAAGCCAUAUGAACUGUAAUAAUUACAAUUCUAAAUUGUAUAUAUGUUAAAACGUCAACAUACGGGCUGUCAAUAAGCAGUUUCAAAAGAAAACCAUUCGAAAUUAUUUUUAGCUCAACUGUUCGAAGAAUAAGUAGAGCUAUCCUACUCACCACGGCGUCGGCGUCAACGUCGGCGUCACACCUUGGUUAAGUUUUUCGUACCAGUCCACAUCUUGACAGUCUUUGAGAUAAAGCUUUGAAACUUUCAACACUUGUGUACCAUCACCAUGUCCAGUUUAAAGCAAGAGUACAUAACUCCAUAAAGGAUUUUGGCAGAGUUAUGGCCCCUUUUAACUUAGAAAUCUUGGUUAAGUUUUUCGUACCAGUUCACAUUUUGUGUAAAGUAUUUGACAAAUGGUUUUGAAACUUUUAUCACUUGUUUAUUAUAACAGUCUCUAUCUGUAGGCAAGAGUACAUAACUCUGUCAACUAUUUUGGCUGAAUUAUGGCCCUUUUUGGACUUGAAAAUUGGUACAAUUUUUGUACAAGUCCAUGUUUUGUCAAAACUAUUUGACUUGUGGCUUUGAAAGUUUUAACAACUGUUUAUCAUCAUGAUGUCUAUCUGUAUGCAAGAGUACAUAACUCUGUCAAGGAAUUUGGCUGAACUGUGGCCCUUUUUGGACUUGGAAAUUUGUUCAGUUUUCGUACAAGUCCAUGUUUUGUCAAAAGUAUUUGACAUGUGGCCUUGAAACUUUGAACACUUGCUUAUCAUCAUGAUUUCCAUCUGUAGGCAGAGUAAAUAACUCUUUUAAAUAUUUUGGCUGAAUUAUGCCCUUUCUGGAAUCUGGACUUGGAAAUUGGUUCAGUUUUCAUUCAAGUCAACAUUUUGUCAAAGCUAUUUGACAUGUGACUUUGAAACUUUUAACUUUUGUUUAUCGUCAUGAUUCCCAUCUGUAGGCAAGAGUACAUAACUCUGUCAACUAUUUUAGCUUAAUUAUGGCACUUUUUGGACUUGGAAAUCAGUUAAUAUUUUCGUACCAGUCCGUAUUUUGCCUAACCUGUUUGUCAUAUGGCUUUGAAACUUUUACCACUUGUUGCAAGUACAUUGUCUUAUCUAUUCCUUUUCUUUUGUCUGAAAAACAUUGGUAAUAUUUUGACCCUAUACUUCUAUCAAUGCUUCGAAUAGUCGAGCGCGCUGUCAACAGACAGCUCUUGUUUAGAUCAGUUUGUCCUUUGUUUCAUUAAUGUUUUUAUUCUAAUAGAUUGAGGACUGGCAUCAGUUGUUAGAGUCCUUUAAGAUAAAUAUCUCUGCCAUUAAAUCCUCUCAAAUUGCACUUUCUAAAUAAGAUAUCUCUGACUAUUCUGGAAAAAAAUACAAUAUCAUUUUUAGCUCCACUAUUCGGAGAAUAGGGGGUGGGGAUAUACUACUCGCCCCGGCGUCGGUGUCGGCGUGAGCUUUCUUGAUUAAAGUUUUUCAGCAAC